Molecule: messenger RNA, 2695 nt
Organism: Sebastes umbrosus (honeycomb rockfish)
Lineage: Eukaryota; Metazoa; Chordata; Actinopteri; Perciformes; Sebastidae
Gene: epor
Product: erythropoietin receptor
Exons: 8
Coding region: 174-1808 (544 amino acids)
Biological process (GO): hemopoiesis; cytokine-mediated signaling pathway; positive regulation of cell population proliferation
Cellular component (GO): external side of plasma membrane; membrane
Molecular function (GO): protein binding; cytokine receptor activity
Source: RefSeq, a predicted model, not a curated record
GUAACCGCUCUCCAUGGUAUCUCUCCAUCUCUCCAUGGUAGGUAUCUAAACAAGAAAACAAACCUCCCCCCUGCGAGAGCUGCAGCAGCACGUUAGAAGCAGGUUGUUUUUCUAGUUAUGCCGACGAGCAACAGAAGACUAAAGUCUUUCUGUCCACAGAGAAGACAAAAAGGAUGAGAUUAUGCCAUCACCUGAGCCGACUGUUGGCGCUUUACGUGAUAUUGUGCGCCAUGCGGACAGCUGCCAUCGUCCAGGGCGCACGAGAUUUCAGAAAAAAAGUGUCCAUGCUGCUGAAAGAGGAGCCAGAAAACCCCAAGUGCUUCGUUGAAGGCAGGAAGGACUUCACAUGCUUCUGGGAGGAAGAUGAGGAGCGGGCCGGCUCUGUGGAUCAGUACUCUCUCACAUACAACUACCAUAACGAAAACAGCAGCAGGUGCCCACUGAGAGCCCUCCCUGCAGCGGACGGGAAGAGGCUGUAUGUCUGCCAUCUGAACCAAACCAAGAUGUUCGUCCAAAUGGACAUACGAGUUCAUCGAGAGGAAAUGCUGAUCCACAAUCGCAGCCUCCUCAUCGAGCUCGUCUUUCUUCUGGAUCCUCCGGUUAACGUGACGGUGAGCAGCACGGAUCAGCAAGGCCAGCUGAAUGUCAGCUGGGUGCCUCCUCCUCUCAAGUACAUGGAUGACAGCAUGAUGUACGAGGUCAGCUACGCUCCGGCGGACAGCCACGUGGGGCAGGUCGAGGUGGUACGAGCCAGCUCAGAGUUGAUCCUGAGAGGCCUACAGCCAGGCAUGAAGUACAAGGUGCGAGUCCGUGUAAAGCUGGACGGGAUUAGCUACAACGGCUAUUGGAGUGCCUGGAGUGACCCGGUGUUCAUGGAAACACUGCCUGCAGAACUCGACCUCCUCAUCACAUCCCUGACUCUCAUCAUCUCGUUCAUCCUCAUUGUGCUGUCUCUCACCAUGUUCCUGUCCCAUCGAAGGUAUGUUGUAAAGAAGAUUUGGCCGACUAUUCCAACUCCUGACAGCAAGUUCAAAGGCCUUUUCACUGUUUAUGGUGGCGACUUUCAGGCAUGGUUAGGGCAGACCAAUGGCGGCAUUCUGCUGACGCCAGAUUUCUUCUACUCAGAAGAAUGCCCAUCUCCUCUGGAAGUCCUGUCAGAGCUCAGCCCUUGCCCCUCACUGUCUUUUCCGCCUUUGCCACCCAAGGCCUCUAAAGCUUUGACCACAGGCAGAAAGGAGGACAAUGACGCAAUGACAGGGCUCGCCGAGAGAGAGCCGUUGGAAAGGGGUGAUUCAGCUCUGACAGAGCGAUGGAGAUCCACACCACACGACCACUGGCUGAUGGACCGCUUACGGGCGCACCACCAGAACCCAAUUCCCUGCUCCCAGUCCGCUCUGCUGGAGUCCCAAGACGCCUACGUCACCCUCAGUGCCAACAACCACGGCGAAGAGGAACACCUGGAUGACGUUCCCGAGGAGGCCUUACCCCUGGAGGUGCUUUUUGCCUCCAGAAAGACAGUGUCGUCUGAAUCUCACUCCGACCUCGGAUCUGUGCAGCAGAGCUCCGGCUCGGGUCGCCUUUCGUCACAGUCCAGCUUUGAGUACCCAAACCACGCCUGGAUGAUCAAAGGCCCUGGGUACACCUACAUGGCAGUGGCAGAUUCUGGGGUCUCUAUGGAUUACAGCCCCAUGAGCAGAGCAGAGGACAUUGGAAAGGUGGUUAUCUACGCCAAUGAUUACAAGAACGAGAUCCCUGCUCAUAGAAGACCCUUCCUGCCGAGGCAACACCCCGCCUACGAUGACGGCUGAGAGGGAGCAAAGCUGGAUGGGCUGCAUAAUAUGGACUGAGUCUUGCAGUCUCGCAGGCUCAAUGAAGGGUUUUUGGAUAUUCACCCAAAGUUACAUAGCCUCUUAUCAACUGUUAAGAAAGGUGGACCAAGGAUUUGGGAGCAGACUGAUACCGAGGUUUAAGAUAAUGGACUCAGGAGGAUGAGUCCGCUGGAUGUACACAUAUCACUUCUACUUUAUCCAAACCACUGCCGUGGUUUACACCAAAUACUGAUAUUCAGUGCAAAAGUCUGCAUGCUGAUCUGUAAGUAUCAUAUCCUGUAAAUCAGAGCAGAAUUAUUAUAAUUCACCAAAAUUCAAUUGUACCCAUAAUGAUUUCCUAUUCAAGCUAAGUGUACUUUUAUAAGCUUAAAUCACAGAAUGGCUUUAGGUUCAAAUACAGUACAGGCAUCCUGAAAUGGAAGACUGAACAAUUCAGGCCAAUGCUCUUUCCCUGUUCCUUUGAUAUGUCUUAAAGGACAGGGCUGGUGAUAUUCCACAUUUUGCCUACAAGUGUUGACUGUGUAACCAAAGCCUGAUUCGAUUUAUCCUCUCUCUAAUCAUUCAACCGUCUUGACAACGUUGAACACUCGCAAGUUGUUAACAUGGAAAUCUUUCCCAUACCAUUUCUAUCCAUUGCCAUUCUUAGAACCACGCAACUAGCAUGGUUAAAUGAACAUAGGUACAAGUGGUUUAUUUUGAGUCAAACUCACAUUCACCAUCGUGCUUACUAGAGCACCAAAUGUGUAUUAAUCCACUGCUGAAAAUAGUCCCCAACCAAUGUACCAUUUAAUCCUGUUUGACUAGUGUUUGUUAAAAACUACAGUGCCCGGCUGUUUUAGGAAAUUAGAGAGUAUUUAAAAAAAAAA